UCUCUUCUUUUAUUAUUGUUGUUAUAUAGAGCAGGUAGCUGAAGUAAAUGAGACCAUUGUAUCUCCUGGAUCUAAGUUUCUACAUAGAACUUACUCUUUCUGCUUUGUUCAUCUCUCUAAAUGAAAUUACAAGAUAAGUCAAUUAGAUAAAAAGGAAGAAAAGCACAUCCAUAGAAAGGUAGAUACUAGAUAUGUCUCUCGUUGUUGAUGAUGACCAAAAAAAUUCGUUUCUGGUUCAUGUGGAGCCCUUUCUUCCACUCGAUGUGUUCGUCAGCUUCAGAGGCGAAGACACCCGCACCAACUUCACCAGCCACCUCUAUUCCGCGCUCUCAAGAAACGGCAUCAAGGCAUACAUGGACGACGAAGGCCUCGAAAAGGGUCGCGAUGUCUGGCCAUCGCUGUCCCAAGCAAUCGAGGACUCCCAUGUUGCCAUAGUAGUGUUCUCCAAGAACUACGCGUCUUCCAGAUGGUGCUUGGAAGAGCUUGUGAAAGUACUCGAAUGCCGGAAAAAGAUGGGACAGGUAGUGAUACCUGUGUUUUACGAGGUCGAUCCGGCGGAGAUUCGAAAUCAGAGAGGAGUGUACGGAGAAGCCAUUGCAGAACACGAAAGAGGAUUGUUGGGUGAUAAAAGUGUGGAAGAAGUGAAGAAGAUAGUGUCCGCUUGGAAGGAUGCUCUCAUGGAAGCAGCAAACAUAUCGGGGCGGGACACUCGUAGUCGCGAGUACAAGAACGAGUCACAAGUCAUCGAUCAGAUUGUUGAAGAUGUAUUGAAAAAGUUGGAAUUAAGGUUUCCUAAUGAGCUACAAGUUAACCUUGUUGGAAUUGACAAAAGUUGCAAAGAUGUGUCAUUAUUGCUAUCAAAAAGUAAAAGCAAAAAUGUGCAUGUAAUUGGAAUUUGGGGCAUGGGCGGAAUAGGCAAAACAACCUUAGAAAAUGUCAAAGAAGCACCCCAAAAUAUAGGACAAAGCAAACUUACAUCUUUACGAGAGAAGCUGCUUUCUGAGCUACUAAAGUAUGAAUAUUUGAACUCUACAACAAACACAUUCAUUAGGAGGAGGCUUAGUAAUAAAAAAGCUUUAGUUGUACUUGAUGAUGUGGAUGAUUCAGAGCAACUAGAACAAUUGUGUAGAGAAUGUAGCUAUGCUGGUCCAGAAAGUAAAGUGAUUAUAACAACAAGAAAUAAGCAUUUGCUUAGGGGAAUAGUUGAUGAGGAUGAUAUAUAUGAGGUCAAGACAUUGAGCUUUGGGAGAUCUGUAGAGCUUUUUUGCUUGAGUGCCUUCAAAGAUUGGGUUCCCAAAAAAGGAUAUGAAGAUCUCUCUCAGAGAGCAGUUGAUUAUGCAGGGGGUGUUCCUUUAGCUUUAAAAGUAUUGGGCUCAAAUCUCCGUGACACAAGUAUUGAAUUUUGGGAUAGCGAAUUGAAUAAACUCAAGGACUAUCCCUACGAUGGAAUUCAAAAGGUGUUACGAGUGAGCUAUGAUGGACUAGAUAUUCUAGAGCAGAAGAUAUUUUUGGAUAUUGCGUUCUUUUUCAAAGACGAGAACAAAUAUUUUGUGGAAAAGAUACUAAAUGCUAGUGGUUUAUUUGCUGUUAGUGGAAUAAAAGUCCUUACAAAUAAAGCUCUCAUAACUAUUUCAAAGGACAAGAAGAUACAGAUGCAUGAUUUAAUACGAGAUAUGGGCUUGAAUAUUGUUCGUCAAGGCAUUAAAGAUCCUGGAAAACGUAGUCGAUUGAAGGAUAUUGAAGAAGUUUCAGAUGUGCUUGAAUAUAAAAGGAAGGGAAGUGAUGCAAUUGAAGGUAUAAAAUUAGAUUUGUCUCAAAUUGAUGAUCUACACUUGAACUCUAAAGCAUUCAGCAUGAUGAGUGAUCUAAGAUAUCUAAAAUUGUAUGCUCCCUCUGGCAAGACUUUGGGUAACAUGGUGUAUCCGGAAGUCCUUAAUGAAUUUUCAGGUAAGCUGAGCUACCUUGAAUGGCAUGGAUAUGGUUUGAAGUCUCCACCGGAAAAUUUGUUUACUCAGAGGCUUGUUGAGAUUUGUAUGCCGCACAGCCAUAUUACCAAACUUUGGCAUGGGGUGAAGGUAAAAGAUAUUUUCCGCAAACUUAAUCAAUGUAUGCUUAUAAGUUUGCUUUAUGAAAGAUUAUUUUUAUUUAUGUGGCAGAAUCUUGUGAGUUUAGAGAGAAUUGAUCUAAGUGAAUGCAAAGAGUUGGCGAAUCUCCCGGAUUUGUCCAAGGCAUCAAAACUUAAAUCGCUUAACCUUUCUGGUUGUGAGAGCUUGGCAGAGCUUCAUUCAUCUAUUUGGUCUCUUGACGCUCUUGAAAUUCUAGCACUGGAUGGAUGCAGAAAACUCACAAGUUUGAGAAGUGAGAAGCACUUGAAAUCUCUCAAGACGAUCAGUGUUAACGGCUGCACAAGUCUCAGAGAAUUUUCCGUGUCCUCUCGUGUGAUGGAAUGUCUAGAUCUGAGAAAUGCUGGAAUAGAAGAAUUGCACCAAUCAAUUCAGCGCUCAAGCAAGCUUAAGUCACUCUACCUAGACAGUUUGAUACUUAAUUACUUAUUGAGAAUCUUCCAAAUGAGUUAUCACUCCUUAAGAAUCUUUCAGAGCUGAGAAUUUCUAAUUGCAGACAACUAGUACUCAACAAAGAGCAACUGCAUACCUUAUUCAACGGCUUAAGGUGUCUGCACUUACUGUAUUUGAAGGAUUGUGAUAAAUUGUCUGAACUCCCUAACAACAUUGGGUGCUUGGAAUAUCUGUGUGACCUAAGAUUAGAUGGAAGUGGUGUAGAGACAUUGCCUAUAACCGUCAAGGAUCUAAUCAAUCUGGAA
This is a messenger RNA of Arachis ipaensis, 2821 nucleotides long. NCBI's taxonomy places the organism in Eukaryota, Viridiplantae, Streptophyta, Magnoliopsida, Fabales, Fabaceae. The record is from RefSeq and is a predicted model, not a curated record.